This is a messenger RNA of Diaporthe amygdali, 3378 nucleotides long. Its product is annotated as pumilio domain-containing protein. The record is from RefSeq and is a predicted model, not a curated record. Bases 1 to 3378 code for a protein of 1125 amino acids. Gene Ontology annotation, molecular function: mRNA binding. Gene Ontology annotation, biological process: post-transcriptional regulation of gene expression. The transcript is spliced from 7 exons. Lineage: Eukaryota; Fungi; Ascomycota; Sordariomycetes; Diaporthales; Diaporthaceae. Gene Ontology annotation, cellular component: cytoplasm.
AUGACGGUCCAUGGCAAGCAGAGCGAGCAGAUGAGCGAGUACAGCGCAAGUGCCGCCCCCAGGCCACGGCGAGGAGGCACAGUCUCCAAUCUGAGCCAGCCCUUGUCGACCAUGGGCGCCAGCCCAGGCAUUUCCCCCGCCUUCUUCGAUGAGAGAUCAGCAAGAGUUCGCUACCAGACAGGCAUGAAUCGGCCCGGUCGAGGAUUUGCUUUGCUAAUGAAAGAGGAAGCGAUAUUGUCGAACAUGGAUCCGAACGAGAUGCGAUUCCGAACUCAGCAGUCUCCCCGAAGCGAUGCCACCACCAUGAACUCCCUCGUCUCGCCGCCACGGAACCGCCUCUCGCAGACCAUGUCCUCCCAAGACCCCCGAUCAACCCUCUCUCGCCGUUUCACCACUGACUCGGGCCGUGUACCAACAUUGUCUUCAUCUGCAGCCCCACGUGGCCAAGAUCCCUCAGAAUACCAGACUAUGCAACAUCUUCAGCUGCAGAUAGAAAAGAAGCGUAUGGAGUAUGAGAAGAUCCGGGAGCAGAAGCGCCUCUUCGACGCCGAACUGGCCAAGCACGAAGUGGAGCUCGGCGCCAUGCUUGAGGAGCACGGCAGGCUCUCCGGCCACCAGUCCGAGCCGACGACUCCUCCCGAGUAUCGCGAGAACCCCUCUGGAUUUCCUUCGGUCUUCUCCCGGCCGAAUCGGUACUCCCUGUCCAGCCUGACAUCUCCCCCGGGCUUGGCCAACCGCUCAGCGCGGUCCGGAUCCGUUCUCGCGUCGCCUCAGUCGGGCAUCCCGCUGUCCCGGUUCGCCUUCGACGACCAGCUGCCGUCCUGGUCCGUCCCGGGCUCGCGAAGGAACAGCGAUGAAGACGAGAAGGAGGAGGCUGUCCGCCAGGACCCUACGUCCCAUCGUUCGACCAAUGCCGUAAACAGAUACUCGAUGCCCGUCACCAAGUCUCGUACCGCUUUCUACGAUAUCAACUUGGACCAGGCUAACACCACCGGUUUCCUUUUUGGAGACGACGAUAACGUGAUCGAGGGAAAACUCUACACCCAGGCGAGCAACGAAGACAACUUCCCUGUCCUUCGACGUGAACCCAAUAUGUCGCCCCCUUCGUCUGCUGGCAUGAAUCACGCGCGUGCGCCGUCCUACGAUCAGAACGUUGGCACCGCACCCGACGGCUGGUCCCAACAGCACCGAGCUAUUAGAAGCACGUCUGCGAUCGGUGCUUCGCAGCCCAACAACGCGGCCAACAUGACUGACGCGUCACAGUCGAACCCUUCUAGUGAGGCCACCAUCAUUGCUGCUCGCCCCGCGGCCUUCCGUCACUCCCUUGAGAUGAAGUCGAUGGAUCAGAAGUACACUGACCCCGCGUCUGACGCGCCUACUCCUACCAACAACGGCAGCGUGCUCGCCACUCCUCCCAAGUUGCAGCCUUCUUUCUCUGCCAACGACAUUCCUACCCUUAAGAGUGUGUCAGGAUCCACCGUGGGCAGCACCCCCAACCAGGCUGCUCAGCAGCACCUGCACAACCACAACGCCAGCAUGGGCCGUAUCCCAGCUGGUGCCUUGCCAAGCCGUCACAGCCGCGAGCUCUCUGGUGAUACUCGUGACAACAUCGCAGCCGCUAACUACCAAUCCAUUGGCUCGUCUCUGCACGCCAACGCGCCCUCGUUCGGUCCAGCUCUGGGACAGUCCUCGGCCGUUCUCCAGGGUCCCGUCCUCUCCCAGCCCUCUCAGACUCCUGUGCCUCCUAUCAUGGCCCCGAGUCAAGCCAUGACACCCUAUAACAACAACAAUGGUGGAUAUUACGCGCCCAAUGGCUAUGGCAACGUGGGUCCUGCCAAUGGUGGUGCCAACUACCACGGAGUCCCUCUGCUUGCGCAGAUGCAGGGCAUGUCCCUGAACGGUGGUGGAAAUACCUACUCUGCACAGAACUACACUGGCUAUGCUCCUGUCUACGCCCCUCACCAGCCGCGCGAUAGCCAGCAGCGCAUUAUGGCCAGUCGUCGCCAGCAAGACAACGAGGCCAUGAGUCGCUUCAAUGGCACUACGCUUGAGUCCUACGGUGGUUCUAUCUAUGAGCUCUGUAAGGACCAGCACGGAUGCCGUUUCCUGCAGAAGCAGCUCGAAAGCCGGAACCCUGACCACGUCCACAUGAUCUGGCUCGAGACAUGCUCUCACGUUAUUGAGCUGAUGACAGACCCGUUUGGCAACUACCUGUGCCAGAAGCUAUUCGAGUUCUGUAAUGAUGAUGAGCGCACCGUCUUGGUUCAAAAUGCUUCCAAGGACAUGGUUCGCAUCGCUCUCAACCAGCACGGCACACGAGCUCUGCAGAAGAUGAUCGAGCACCUGUCCAACAACGAGCAGGUCUCACUCAUCACUGCCGCCUUGCGCGACCGUGUUGUCGAGCUCAUCCAGGACCUCAAUGGCAAUCAUGUCAUUCAGAAGUGCCUGACGAAACUCAGCGCUCUGGAUGCCCACUUCAUCUUUGAGGCCGUCGGCACAAGCUGUGUCGAGGUAGGAACCCAUCGCCAUGGCUGCUGUGUUUUGCAGCGCUGCAUUGAUCAUGCGUCGGGCGACCAAAAGCUUCUGCUCAUUCAGCGCAUCACUGAGCACGCCGUCACUCUGGUUCAAGAUCCUUUCGGCAACUAUGUUGUCCAGUACAUCAUUGACCUGAACGAGCCAAUCUUCACAGAGCCUGUUGUGCAGAAGUUCCACGGCAGAAUCUGUCAGCUGUCUCGCCACAAGUUCAGCUCCAAUGUGAUUGAGAAGUGUCUUCGCUGCGCCUCUGAUGAGUCCAAGGAUAUGAUCGUGGACGAGCUAUUGGCACCCAGCGAGAUGGACCGCCUCAUUCGAGACUCUUAUGCCAAUUAUGUGGUCCAGACGGCCUUGGAGCACGCUACUCAUUACAUGAAGCAGCGCCUGGUCGAUAUCAUUCGUCCAAUUCUCCCAACUGUUCGCCAGACUCCUUACGGACGCAAGAUCCAAGCCAAGGUCUCAGCGUACGAUUCGACCAAUGGCCGCUCCAGCGGCCAGGUGACUCCUGCGGACUCUACCCAGGGCCAGAUCCCGAAUCGCCCAGCUCAGACCCGCGGCAUGUCCAACACUACCUCCAUUUUGACUCCAGGCGCUUUCCAGAACGGUGCCAACGGCUUGAACAACCGAGGCGCGCAGGUCUUUCCCACCAGCGCGAGUCUGACUGUGCCCCCUCCUCAGUCUCAGCACCCUCAACAAUAUGCGCCUCCUCAGUUCGGCAACCACAUUGCCGGCACUGCUUUUGCCCAGGGACAGGGAGCUUCUGGCCCCGUCCAUGGUGGCCCGGUCUACAAUGGGGCUCUCAACCCGCCUAUGGCUUCUGACAACGGCGAGCAGAACUUUUUCUAG